This is a messenger RNA of Magallana angulata, 2361 nucleotides long. RefSeq lists its product as uncharacterized. NCBI's taxonomy places the organism in Eukaryota, Metazoa, Mollusca, Bivalvia, Ostreida, Ostreidae. Bases 376 to 2361 code for a protein of 661 amino acids. The transcript is spliced from 2 exons. The record is from RefSeq and is a predicted model, not a curated record.
AGGUUGAUUUUUGUAAGUGGAUAUGUAAAGAUAUGUAAGGAUAGAUAUGUGUAAGCAAGUGAAAUUUUCGGAAUGUCCGACAAUUGGCGUGUGUCUGAGGCCCUGUACGUUGGUCUGUGCGGUUAUACAUUGAGGCACAGACAGAAGUGAACGUCAGAAGGGGGGUGUAGGAUAAGGAAACCCGCUGGAAAGUAAAAUAACUCGAAGAACGGAGUGUACGUGCAAUCCUUGUUUGUCUGAAAACCAUGUUAUGCGUGUGUUUGUAAAUAAGGACACAUAUAUUGAAACUUAAAUCAACAUCAACCUGUUUUCAUGUAAAAUAUUUGGAUAUUAUUGGAAAACUAACAAAAAUAUCGAACAGUUGUACAUCACAAAAUGUCUGACAAUAUCCGUGUGUCUGAAGCCCUAUUUGUGGGUCUGUGUGAUUAUGUAGGGACACCGACAGACGUAACCGUCAGAAGGGAGAUGCAUGACAUGGUUGAUAUUAUAAACAAACCUGUUCAUAAAUAUCAAGGGCGUGGAAUGAUACUUAGCGGAAGUUAUAGAGAAGGAUUUAGAGUAACACCUUCUGACAUUGAUAUAAUGUAUUGGUUUUUUAAUCACAAAGUGAUUACCGACAUCUCACAGUACUGUAUUUAUGAUCCAUCAAAACAUUCAGUUAUUCUUAUGGAGGACAACGAUACACCACCAGGGUUUGUCAGACUACGGCUCAUAACAUCGCCAGCAGAUGUAAACAUCGAAUCUUCAAUUGUUGCGUUUAAAGAAGGAAUGUACAUUUCAAAUAUUAAAUGGAGGCGAAUUAAUUUAGAAUUGUGGAAAAGUGAAAGUGCACAGUUUGACAGUGUUGCACUCCACGGUCCUUGUGCAGAGGUAAUAUGGAAAUCUUUACAAACUGAUUUUUGUCUUUGUUUUCACAGCUCAUUUUGGUCAGAAUUUCUCUCUAACUUGACAACAAGGUGUGCCUUGCACAGUUGGCCUCCGCGUCAAUUGUUUGAAGACAUUCAUAGAUGUGGUUGUCACGUUGUGCCCGUCGAAAGUAAAUUAUUAGAGGAUAAUUCUGAAUUGGAAUGGAGGUUGUCAUUUUCCCAAGCAGAAAAAAAACUUGUAAGUUUCCUGAAUCGCACCCAAUUUCUAUGUUAUGGUUGCUUAAAGAUAUUUCUUGUGGAUAUCGUCAAUCGAAACACAGAGGAACCAUUCCUGUGUUCAUAUUUCAUGAAAACCACUUUGUUAUGGUUAAUACAAGUAGGAAACAUCACUUGGUGCCCUGACGGUUUAUUGGAUUGCUUUUGGAAAUGUUUCAAAUAUUUGCUACAUUGUAUUUAUCAAGGUGUGAUGCCAAAUUUUUUCAUUCCACAAAACAAUAUGUUUGCCGGUAGAUUAGCCAACAUGAACGGAGUUCGUGCACGAGAGUGUCUGUUGGAAAAGUUGAAUUAUUUCUACGAAACGGGCAUAUCGUUUUUGCUUCAAAGUCCUGCUUUUCGAUCAAUCAUUAACCGGUUUAUGUUUAACAACUGUUUCAGGCUAUUACCAGUUAGAGAGCAUUUUAAAGAUAUGGUAGAAAUAGACAAAGAGGUAAAAAUAGAAUUGAAUACGUUCAAUUUUUUUGCAAAAGACAUUGAAAUUUGCUAUACCUAUUUAAGGUCUAUACUUACUUUUUCACGGUACCCAAUUACAGAAAACCAGAAAUUAGCGUUACAAAAAUGCACAGUUGAGGUUCUUGUUCAAACUGCAUUUAUACAUUUCAAACGUUUUCCAAAAACAACAAACAAAAAGCUCUACCGAUCAGACAGACUUAAUUGCAAAUUGUUAACGCUGGCAGGUAAAUUCGGAUACGUUUCUGAUUUGCUGUAUCUUGCUCUGUAUUACUUCAGAACACUUAGAUAUAAAAAAGCAAGGACAGUAACAAACCUGGUUAAAUUGAAACUCUCAAAACCUUACAUCAUGUAUGAAAAUGUAGACCAAGAAACAUACAAUAAAUCUGUAGCAAGAUGGUCCCUGUCCAAACGGAUGGGUAGGGCUUGGGCAGAAAAUAUCGACAUGUUAAGUGUGUUAUGUAACUACAGACUAGGUUACCGGUCCAAGUGUCUACAGUCACUGACAGGCCUACAGACAAUGAUGCUGUAUGAUGACGGGAGUUACGUACCUUUACAUACCAGAGACCUCUCGUGGCAGAUACUGGGGAACUGUCAGCACGUUGUGGGGGAUCUACACGGGGCGUUACAGAGUUAUCAACAGUCACUGAGACAGGAACCAUUCCACAAAAUACAGGAUGCCACAAAAUAUAGAAUAGCCUUCAUUCUUAAUCGAUUCAAUAAAAAAAUUAGCUGGAAUUUUCUGAUCCAUGUAAUCGAUUGUUUUUAA